Molecule: messenger RNA, 2184 nt
Organism: Spathaspora passalidarum NRRL Y-27907
Lineage: Eukaryota; Fungi; Ascomycota; Pichiomycetes; Serinales; Debaryomycetaceae
Gene: CDC60
Product: leucine--tRNA ligase
Exons: 1
Coding region: 13-2106 (697 amino acids)
Biological process (GO): leucyl-tRNA aminoacylation
Molecular function (GO): ATP binding; leucine-tRNA ligase activity; aminoacyl-tRNA deacylase activity
Source: RefSeq, a predicted model, not a curated record
AGAGUCUUGCCUAUGGAAACUGUCUUAGCUACCAAGGGUACCGGUGUUGUCACUUGUGUUCCAUCCGAUUCCCCAGAUGAUUUCGUUACUACUAGAGAUUUAGCCAACAAGCCAGAGUAUUACAAGAUUGAAAAAGACUGGGUCAAGACUGAUAUUGUUCCAAUUGUUCAAACUGAAAAGUAUGGUGACAAGUGUGCUGAAUUCUUGGUUAACGAGUUAAAGAUUCAAUCUCCAAAGGAUGCUGUUCAAUUAGCCCAAGCUAAGGAAUUGGCCUACAAGGAAGGUUUCUAUAACGGUACCAUGAUCAUUGGUAAAUAUGCCGGUGAAAAGGUUGAAGCUGCCAAGCCAAAGGUUAAGGCUGAUUUAAUUGCUUCUGGUGAAGCCUUUGUUUAUAAUGAACCAGAAGGACCAGUUAUGUCUAGAUCUGGAGAUGAUUGUGUUGUUUCCUUGGAAGAUCAAUGGUAUAUCGAUUACGGUGAAGAUGUUUGGAUGGGACAAGCUUUGGAAUGUCUCAAGGAUAUGGAAACUUUCUGUAAGGAAACCAGACACGGGUUUGAAGGUGUCUUGGCCUGGAUGAAGAACUGGGCUGUUGUUAGAAAGUUUGGUUUAGGUACCAAGUUACCAUGGGAUCAUGAAUUCUUGGUUGAAUCCUUGUCUGACUCUACAGUUUACAUGGCAUAUUAUACUAUUUCUAGAUUCUUACAUUCUGACUACUAUGGUAAGGUUCAAGGUAAGUUUGACAUUAAGCCAGAACAAUUAACGGAUGAAGUGUUUGAUUACAUCUUUACUCGUCGUGAUGAUGUUGACACUGACAUUCCAAAGGACCAAUUAAAGGCCAUGAGAAGAGAGUUUGAAUACUUCUAUCCAUUAGAUGUUAGAAUUUCUGGUAAGGAUUUGAUUCCAAACCAUUUGACCUUCUUUAUCUACACCCACGUUGCAUUGUUCCCUAAGAAGUUCUGGCCUCGUGGUGUUAGAGCCAAUGGGCACUUAAUGUUAAACAAUGCCAAGAUGUCCAAGUCCACUGGUAAUUUCAUGACCUUGGAACAAAUUGUCGAAAAGUUUGGUGCUGAUGCUUCCAGAAUUGCCAUGGCUGAUGCUGGUGAUACUGUCGAAGACGCCAACUUUGACGAAUCCAAUGCUAACGCUGCCAUUUUAAGAUUGACUACUUUGAAAGAAUGGUGUGAAGAAGCUGUUGCCAACAAGGACAAAUUGAGAACUGGCGCUCAAGACAACUUCUUCGAUCAAGCAUUUGAACAUGAAAUGAACCAAUUGGUUGAAGCUACUUACAAGCAAUACAGUUUAACCAACUACAAGGCUGCUUUAAAGACUGGGUUGUUUGAUUUCCAAACUGCUAGAGAUUAUUAUAGAGAUUCAGUUUCUUCUACUAUUGGUAUGCACCACGACUUGGUUUUGAAGUAUAUUGAAACCCAAGCAUUGAUGUUAGCACCAAUUGCUCCACAUUUUGCUGAAUACAUCUACAAGGAAGUUUUGGGUAACUCUGGAAGUGUACAAACUGCUUCAUUCCCAAGAGCGUCUAAGCCAGUUGACAAGGCUGUGAUUGAUGCCUUGCAAUAUGUCAAGGAUGUUUCCAGAUCUAUUCGUGAAUCUGAAGCCAAUGUGUUGAAGAAGAAGAAGGGUGGUAAGCCAUCGGAUGUUGAUGUCACCAAGCCUGGUAAGUUGACGUUGUUUAUCUCCAAUACAUUCCCCGAAUGGCAAGACAAGUACAUUGAUCUUGUUAAGGAGUUAUUUGAACAACAAACUUUGGACGACAAGAAGGUUAUUGCUACCAAGGUUGGUAAGGAUAUGAAGAGAGCUAUGCCUUUUAUUACUCUUAUCAAGCAAAGAUUAACCAAGGAAGAUCCAGCUACUGUGUUUAACCGUAAGUUGACUUUCAACGAGGUUGAUGUUCUUAAGGCUGUUAUCAAUAACAUUAAGAAGGCGCCAUACUCGAUCCAAGUUGCUGAAGUUGACCUCAUUGCCUUUGACAAUGGUGCCAAGACUGGAGUUAACAUUCUUAGUGGAGAAGAAGUUGAAAUUACCAUUACUGGUAAGAUUGUUGACUCUGCUGUCCCUGGUGAGCCGGGUAUUAUGAUCACCAAUAUUUAGUGUUGUUCUGUACGUAUUAUAAAUAGAAUUUUGAAACGUGAAAUUUGAAAUUUAAUAAGAUAUAUUGAUAAGUCGUCU